Molecule: messenger RNA, 1850 nt
Organism: Capsicum annuum
Lineage: Eukaryota; Viridiplantae; Streptophyta; Magnoliopsida; Solanales; Solanaceae
Product: UDP-glucuronic acid decarboxylase 1
Exons: 7
Coding region: 268-1596 (442 amino acids)
Biological process (GO): D-xylose metabolic process
Cellular component (GO): cytoplasm
Molecular function (GO): NAD+ binding; UDP-glucuronate decarboxylase activity
Source: RefSeq, a predicted model, not a curated record
AAAUUUGUUUUGGAAAAGAAAUUUGUGGAAAGUGUUUGUCAUUCUCCAAAAAGUAUGGAAAAGUUAAAUUCAGCUAAUCUGAUCUCUGUUACCUGGCACCCAUUCCUUCUGCAACAAAAAAUGCAACCAUCAUAAUUCAUAUACACAAAAAAUGCUACUUACCUAACAAUUUUCUGAAAUCCAUAUAAACAAACACACACAAUUCAUCCCAAAUCCCCCUAUAAAUUUCCCCAAAAAGAAAUCCAAAAAAAAUAAAAAUAGGUCAGAAUGAAAUUGCAUACACAAUCAAGCAUGAACCAUAGAAGAGAUGAAGAAACAACAAUGUCCAUGAUGUCCCAAAACACUCCACCAACAUCCCCAAAGACUCUGAAACAUCCUAGAUCUCUUCCAAGAUCCAUUAAUUACAUCCUUAAAGAACAAAGACUCCUCUUCAUCCUCCUUGGCAUUCUCAUUGGUUCCACUUUCUUCAUUCUCCAACCAAGUCUUUCUGGUCUCACCCCAUCACCCGGGUUGGGCACGGUUCCCGAGGUGAAGCAUGCAUCAACUGUUGCCAUAAUGGACGAGUUUAAUGGUCAGGGGAGGGGGAAUGUUAGGGGGAGUGUGAGGGGAGCUGUAAGGGUGCCAGUGGGGAUAGGAAGGAAGAGGAUGAGGGUAGUGGUAACGGGUGGGGCGGGUUUUGUAGGGAGUCAUUUGGUGGAUAAGUUGAUUAAGAGAGGUGAUGAUGUUAUUGUUAUUGAUAAUUUCUUUACUGGGAGGAAAGAAAAUGUGAUGCAUCAUUUUGGGAAUCAUAGAUUUGAACUUAUUAGACAUGAUGUUGUGGAACCUAUUUUGUUGGAAGUUGAUCAGAUUUAUCAUUUGGCUUGUCCUGCUUCUCCUGUUCAUUAUAAGUAUAAUCCUGUUAAGACUAUUAAGACAAAUGUGAUGGGUACUCUCAACAUGUUGGGCCUUGCCAAGAGAAUUGGUGCAAGGUUCUUGCUUACUAGUACAAGUGAGGUUUAUGGUGAUCCACUUGAGCAUCCACAAAAGGAAACAUAUUGGGGAAAUGUGAACCCAAUAGGUGUUAGGAGCUGCUAUGACGAGGGUAAACGGACUGCUGAAACCUUGACUAUGGAUUACCAUCGUGGUGCAGGUGUUGAGGUGCGCAUUGCCAGAAUUUUCAAUACAUAUGGACCUCGCAUGUGUCUCGAUGAUGGACGUGUUGUAAGCAACUUUGUUGCUCAGGCCAUCCGCAGGCAACCAAUGACAGUGUAUGGUGAUGGAAAGCAAACACGCAGCUUUCAAUACGUCUCCGACUUGGUUGACGGAUUAAUGGCCUUAAUGGAUGGUGAGCAUAUUGGUCCUUUCAACUUGGGAAACCCAGGAGAGUUCACCAUGUUAGAGCUUGCUGAGGUGGUCAAAGAAGUGAUUGAUCCAAGUGCUACUAUUGAGUUCAGAGCUAACACAGCUGAUGAUCCCCACAAGAGGAAACCAGAUAUCAGCAGAGCAAAGGAACUGCUAAAUUGGGAGCCCAAAGUACCCUUGCGUGAUGGGCUACCUCUUAUGGUCAAUGAUUUUCGCAAUCGCAUCUUAAAUGAAGAUGAAGGAAAAGGCAACUAAUAAGAGUAGUAGCAACACUAGGUUGUAUAGACCAAGCUUAGUGUACUGUUUAUUGUUUUUGCUAAUAUACAAAGUUGAUAUUCGUUCAUUUUUGUACCAACAUUGCAAUAGAUACUGGAACGUUCAGACAUCAGCCACAACUCUAGGCAGGUGCUUCAUGUAUCCGGUUUUUUGUUUUGAUAUUUUUUCCCAAUACACAUCAUUUAAUUGUGCAGGAGAAAUUUUUAAUCUUUUAGUUUCAGUUACUAUUAUUA